ACACCGCUACCGCAUUCCCUUUUUAGCUUUCCACCUUUCAAAUUCAAUCCUACUCGAACAUCUUUUCUCUCUCUCUCUCUCUCUCUCUCUCUAUAUAUAUAUAUAUAUAUGUUGUAUAUAGUUCAUAUAUACUACUAACAUCAGAGCUUCGUCUCGCUUCAGUCCCACGCCCAAUCGCCAUGGCCGAAGAUGACGGAAAUGGAAAUGGAUCGUCGAAACCUAAGCAAACUCCAUACGAAGAGGCAAUGGACGCUCUGUCGUCUCUCAUCACGAAACGCUCUCGCGCCGAUAAGACCAACAAGGGCGAUCGCUUCGACCUGCUUUUCGAUUACGUGAAGAUGCUGGAUUUGGAGGAGCCGAUAUCGCAGAUGAAGAUCAUCCAUGUCGCUGGUACAAAGGGGAAGGGAUCCACUUGCACAUUCGCAGAAUCGAUUUUGCGUAAUUGCGGCUUCCACACUGGACUUUUCACGUCUCCUCAUCUCAUUGAUGUCAGAGAAAGGUUUCGUUUGGAUGGUGUGGACAUUUGUGAAGAGAAAUUUUUAGCAUAUUUCUGGUGGUGCUUUGAAAGACUCAAGAAAAAGGCCACAGAUGAUAUUCCAAUGCCUACUUAUUUCCGCUUCCUGGCGUUACUUGCAUUCAAGAUAUUUGCAGAAGAGCAGGUAGAUGUUGCUAUCUUGGAGGUUGGCUUAGGAGGGAAAUUUGAUGCAACUAAUGUGGUUCAAGCACCAGUUGUGUGCGGUGUUGCAUCCCUUGGAUAUGACCACAUGGAAAUUCUUGGAAAUACUCUUGGACAAAUAGCAGGAGAGAAGGCUGGUAUCUUCAAGCAUGGGAUUCCCGCAUUUACUGUGCCUCAACCUGAUGAAGCAAUGCGUGUACUUGAGGACAAGGCUUAUCGGCUAGAUGUACCUCUUCAAGUUGUGCAACCAUUAGAUGCCAAUUUGCUUAAUGGUCUAAGACUUGGGCUUGAAGGUGUGCACCAAUAUCUCAAUGCUGGUCUUGCUGUUGCACUAUGUUGUUCUUGGCUUCAGAGAACUGGUCAUGUUGGAAUCACGCAUCUGGAAAAUACUAACUCUUUGCCAGAGCAGUUCAUAAAAGGAUUAGCGACAGCCAAUUUGCAAGGGCGGGCUCAGAUUGUCCCUGAUAAAUGUAUUGGCAUCAACAGCCCUGGAGAUCUCGUGUUCUAUCUGGAUGGAGCGCAUAGCCCAGAAAGUAUGGAAAUGUGUGCAAGAUGGUUUUCUCUUUCCAUUAAAGAAGAUGGCCAACAAGUUUUCAGUUAUCUGCCACAUGAAAAUUUGAACUCCUCAAUCGAAUUGGUGAACAGGCACCUUGAAGACAGUGCCAGGAAGAAAUCCACACAGAUACUACUGUUUAAUUGUAUGUCGGUGCGCGAUCCGCAUGUACUACUUCCACGUCUAAUGGAAACAUGUGCUAGUCAUGGCGUCCGCUUCAGGAAAGCUCUCUUUGUACCAAACACAUCAUUGUAUUACAAGGUUGGAUCCCAUUCUCUGCCACCAAACGAAGUUGAUUUGUCAUGGCAAUUCGCCCUUCAAAGAGUAUGGGAAAACCUCAUGCAGACAAACAAGGGAGGUGAUGAAAAGACCACGGAUGGUGUUGGUGAAGACUUAAAGAAUGAUGAUACAGAGAUGUGUGUAAAAAGCGGUGAAACUAGUGCAGUAUUUUCUUCUCUCCCCUUAGCUAUUAAAUGGCUCCGGGACAGUGUCCAACAGAACCAAUCCGUUCGUUUCCAGGUCCUUGUAACUGGUUCUCUACAUCUUGUGGGUGACGUGUUGAGAUUGGUCAAGAAGUGAUACAUCAAAUCCAAUUAAAUCUCCCAAAUUUAUACGUUCUUCUACCUUAAUUAUGCUCUGGAAUCAAAGACGGCCAAACGAAGUGGAUCAUCUCAAAUUUUCAAGUCAGUUAUUUUUGGUUUUGAGUUUUUGUUCGUAAUCUUCCACCACAUGUAAUACUUGUGAAACUGACAGCAAUAUCAAAUCGGCUUCUGCGGACAUGAAAGUUGCCAUUCUAUGCUAAUGAUCAAGUCUAACGGAGACUUAAUUAGGUCGAUUAAGGAAAGGGAAUUUAUCAUUUUCUCUAUCCACUUUUUCUAUGAAGUUCCAUCUCUUAAACUCAUUUCUUGACAACAUAAUGAAAAUGAAUUGUUCAAAGCAAUUUGUAUGAGUGGCAUUU
Molecule: messenger RNA, 2187 nt
Organism: Morus notabilis
Lineage: Eukaryota; Viridiplantae; Streptophyta; Magnoliopsida; Rosales; Moraceae
Product: folylpolyglutamate synthase
Exons: 16
Coding region: 180-1808 (542 amino acids)
Biological process (GO): tetrahydrofolylpolyglutamate biosynthetic process
Cellular component (GO): cytoplasm; mitochondrion; cytosol
Molecular function (GO): ATP binding; tetrahydrofolylpolyglutamate synthase activity
Source: RefSeq, a predicted model, not a curated record